GCGCUCUUCAAUUUCCCCGAAAGAAAUGCGCUCCCUCUGUCUUUCCUUUCUUCCUCCCCCCUUCAUUAAUUUUCAGUGAAUCAGAAUCCCCUUUCCAGUACAAACAUGGCCUAAUUGGACUUGAGGAAGAAAGAUAAUAAUUUCAUUUCAUAUGUUUAUUCUUGAAAUUAGAUUUUUUUUUUUUGGCACUGUGUAGCUGUGUAUGUAUUGAUCACAUAAACUACAUUAUAUAAAUUCUCGAGAUCCCCAUAAGUCGGUAUUCCGUUCAAUUCCUCAUAAUUGGAGCCUUGAUCCGCAUCCGCAUCUUGCAACUGAGAAGAUCUUUAAAGUGAGACCUCAAUUUAACAGAUCCCACGGGUGGUAUAGUUUCACUGUACAUCAGGAUAUUUUGUUGAACUUGUUAAUUGAGAGGUUUCUAAGCAAGAAUGGGACUUUGUUUAGCCAAGCAUAAGAGAGAUGGAGAUGAUUCCGAUCAUAACUUUGAAUUUACGGGUGGAAAUGUGCAGCUCAUCACAACUGAGGAAAGUUGGGAACAAAAGAUCUCAGAAGCAAAGAGAGAUGGCAGGAUUGUGAUUGCAAAUUUUAGCGCUACAUGGUGUGGUCCCUGUAGAAUGAUUGCACCCUUUUACAGCGAGCUGUCUGAGAAACAUCCUUCACUAAUGUUUCUAGUAAUUGAUGUUGACGAGCUAAUUGAUUUCAGUACAACAUGGGACAUCAAAGCAACUCCAACGUUCUUCUUCCUUAGAGAUGGCCAGCAAUUCGACAAACUAGUGGGAGCCAACAAGCCAGAACUGCAAAAGAAGAUAACGGCUCUAUUAAAUCCCGAGGUUUCUUCUCAGGCAUAGUUUUUAUGAUGGUGAGUUUGUCAAACUGUCACGUUGAAGUUGGGUUUGCAUAUUAGCCUUUUUGUGCCAUAAAUUGUAAAUUUGACUGCUUUUAUUGCAUGGUGAUUGUGUUUGGGACUAUAUGUGAUUAUAGUUUACCUUUUCUCCUUUCUUUUAUUUAUACAAAAGAAUCGAUCAUGAGAUUAUUUGUUGGCAGUGCGCUCCACCUAUAUGGUUUGUAGUGCCAGAUUAAUCUCAUAUUGUUGCCGACCAUUGUGAACUGUGGUAAUGGUGAACAUGCUGUUGGUUUCUGUUAUGGAAAAAUAUGUGGUAUGUCGAAUGAUUUUGGGUUCCACCAUAAUUGGGCUU
This is a messenger RNA of Olea europaea var. sylvestris, 1193 nucleotides long. RefSeq names its product thioredoxin H-type-like. The record is from RefSeq and is a predicted model, not a curated record. The coding region runs from base 426 to 845 and encodes 139 amino acids. The transcript is spliced from 5 exons. NCBI's taxonomy places the organism in Eukaryota, Viridiplantae, Streptophyta, Magnoliopsida, Lamiales, Oleaceae.